This is a messenger RNA of Eremomyces bilateralis CBS 781.70, 1866 nucleotides long. RefSeq lists its product as uncharacterized. The record is from RefSeq and is a predicted model, not a curated record. The transcript is spliced from 2 exons. NCBI's taxonomy places the organism in Eukaryota, Fungi, Ascomycota, Dothideomycetes, Eremomycetales, Eremomycetaceae. The coding region runs from base 1 to 1866 and encodes 621 amino acids.
AUGAAUGCACAAGCUUCCAAGGCGUCCAAGGACCGUCGAUAUACUCAGACUCUCCAGAGCAACGCCGCCCGAAGCCUCCGAUCCCGAGCGAGAAGUAGUGCCAGUACGGAUUCCUCUUUAAGUGAGACAUUCUCUACCCCUGGUGAUCCGGCUGCAGAAGAAGGUUCUGCUGAAGAAGACGACUGUACGGAACCGGAGUCUCAAGCGGAGGAUAGCGAAAAGCCAGAGGUGAUUGCCCCGUCUGAUGGGUUUCUCCAAGGACUUGAUGAGCCUGGCACCGACGGUGAACAAGAUGUAAAAGAUGUAAACACCGUCGAGUCAUGUGGACAUCAGGCGGGGCACAAAGACGACGUUCAGCACUCUCAUAUCCCCACCCCAGAGCCAAGCACCACCGGACACUCAAUUGCUGAUAACCGGGAGUCCUUUCCCAUGGACAUCACUACCCCUGUCCGGGACUUUGAUAUUCACUCCUCUGGAGUGGACGUUCCCACACCAAAUGCCCAACCCGAAAGCCCCUCACCGAGGGUUGUCGAGGUUGAUGAUGACGACUACAACGCGGUCAAUUACAUUCCUGACGAUGACGAUGACGGCAAUGACGAUUCCAUUGAGUUACUAGAAGAGCAGGACAUCAUCCAAGAAGAAGCCAAGCGGCCCGCUCCACGGAUCGAAGACUUCAUGGACGAGCCGGACGAAAUUUCCCACCGAUUCAGCAUGGAACUAGAGAUGCUUUCGGCAGAGGAAGACCCCGCGUCCCCAGUCAACCGGAUGGAACUCGACGCUCCCAGCUGGAACAUGUUCCAGGCCCAUACGCCACUCUUCCCCGCCCGCAAGCGCGUCCGCUUCGACGAGACGGCUGAACACCAAAACACCCUCCGCGGAUUCAAGGCCGGCGCGGACCAAUGGGCUGUCCCAGUCGAAGAUCUGAGCCCCAGUAUGCGCCGCAUGAUUGAUGGCGAGGAUAAUGGCUUCAGCACUGAUGACUCGGGCGACACGACUGACGAGGAGAUGCCGGUAUGGGUGCCGUCCCCUGCCGCAAACAAACCAACGCCGCCGCGCACCCGGUCCAAGGCAAAGAGCCCUCGUCGACCCUUGGGAUCCGGACCGGCGAUUGGGAAGUUCGUCGUCGAGGUGGACAGCGACGCGAGCAUCUGCAUCUUCAAUGGCCGGACGAAGCAGAUCGACAUCAUCACUCCUCGCAAACGACAGACUCCUCUGUCAGGCAUGUCCUCCGUCACCUGCAGCACUGCGGGCAACAGCCCUCGCACUCCGAUGUUGCAACUUGAUGAUGUCGACAGCGAUGGGUCCCCCACCAAAUAUUUCUCCACGGACGUCAUGCUCGCUGGGCAGUUCAACAACAUAGGCUCCAGCGGCAACAUGUUCGGAGCUCGCGUCGGUCCACCAGAGUCUUUCAUGCCCAGCAACCCCGGCAGCGAGCAGUCCUGGUUCGACCUCUCCGACCCAUUCACCGCCUUCGAUGGAAUCGGCUUCGACGAAGCCGCCGAGAACGACGAGCAAGGGGAGGUCAACAUGGGCGAAUUCCUCGACCUAGAAGAGGAUGACGACGUCGCCAUCGACGACGCCACCGACGCCGCGCUGCUUGUCCCCACCACCCGCAAGCGCAAGGCCUCCUCGUCGUUUCGUCGUGGCUCCUACUCCGUCGAGUCCAGCAAGGUCGGGGCGUUCCGCCGCAACCAGGAAGCGGCCAAGCGCGGCGGCGACACGCGUGACCUGGAGGCGUCGCGGGUGGCGUUCGCGACGCUGGCGGAGGAGACGUUGAUGGGGCUGCCGCGGACGAAGAAGAAGCGGCGGAUGUCGUCGAUGAGCCACGGUGGCCGGCGGUUCGAGACGUUGUUCGAGGAGGAUUGA